This is a messenger RNA of Triplophysa dalaica, 1542 nucleotides long. RefSeq names its product cytochrome b-245 chaperone 1 homolog. Lineage: Eukaryota; Metazoa; Chordata; Actinopteri; Cypriniformes; Nemacheilidae. The record is from RefSeq and is a predicted model, not a curated record. The coding region runs from base 172 to 768 and encodes 198 amino acids. The transcript is spliced from 7 exons.
GAUGUUGACGUCACGGGAAGGCGGGUUUUUAUGUGUGUGCAUGAGCUACACGUUUUAUUUCCUUAAGCUGUUUUCUUGCAGUUAGUGUCUCGUUGGUGAUUUCUAAGUAUUUGAUGAUUUAUAGCUGAUAUUUAUCUUGAUUUGUCAUAUAGGAGAAAGCGACUUUUUAAGAUGGGGUAUAUGGUUGUGGAGAAGCACACAUUUGACGUGCUUCAUUUGAAGAGAUCUCCUGGGAUUAGAUCUUGGUCCCUCCUUGUUGGAAUUGCUUCGGUUGGAUUUGCCGCGGCCUAUUACAGCUCUGACAGUAUAUUAUGGAAGAUGUUCUACGUGACCGGCUGUUUAUUUGUUGCACUACAAAACAUGGAGGAAUGGGAGGAGGCAGUGUUUAACAAAUCCAAGAAGGAAAUAGAAUUGAAAUCUUUUAGUCUCUAUGCCAUGAUAUUGACUUUCUGGAAAAGAGGGCACGAGACAGUGUUGUUAGAUCUGAGACAUUUGCGAGACGUGAGUGUUCAGGAGGAGAAGGUGAGGUAUCUUGGGAAGGGAUACCUGUUGGUGUUACGUCUGGCAACCGGAUUCUCUCAUCCGCUUACACACAGCGCCACGCUGGGGUCACGCUGUGAUGUAGAAGCACUCGCUGCUUUAAUAAAGCGCUUCUUGGUUCUUGAGGAGUUACACCAGCAGUUUGCAGAAGAAGACUUUCUGAAUGAAGAUGAAGACUUUGAAGAUUUGGGUGAAAGCAGCGAUUCAAAAGAUGAAGCUGAUCUUUAAUACCUGGGAGAUAUUCCUGUUGUGAUAAUGGUGGCAGACACUGUAUCAAGAAUCAACCACACACUCCAUGAACCUUACAAACCAAAGAUUGUUACACACUGUAGUAUUUUAUAUGCAUUUCAAAGAGGCAUUACGAGAUAAUGUUUAAUACUUUAAGAUUCGUCUCUACGGUUUGCAAUGCAUGCAUGAGUAAUUUGCUUGUUUGAGAAUGAACUGCAUGAUGAAUUUACUUUCCAUUGCUGAGAGAGCAGGUACUCAUGAGCUCUUAUCCUCUAUGCAUGACCAUUCAGAUCAAACUGUGCCUUUAUUCACUGCAUUAGAGCAUGGCCGUCACUAAAAAGAUGGAUUUCAGAAAGACUGCUUUAAGGAUAAACUUGUUGUUUGUUUGUCAAUUUACAUUUCUUUAAAAAGUAUAAUCAGAGACUUAAGCUUUAGAAGAAACUAUAUCUGGAAGAUGCUCAUAAGUUAUUCGUUUUCCAAGGAGAUGCAUUUUUAUUUUAGAUGUUGCUGAUUUUUUAGAUUUAUCAAUAUGAGAUUAGCUGUUUUAUUUCUUUAGUUAUUUCCUGUUUUUAGGUAAAUGAUUUGACAACACUUGUUUGGUUAUAAUAAAUGUGAGUUAUGCAUUAAUGCUUGUUUAUUAUACAUAUUUACUGUAAAAUACAAUUUCAAAAAAAUUUCCAAAGUAACUUGGGGGAAAAAAACAACUCACUCUGGCUUGUGUAUGUUAGUAAUAGGUUUUAUUUGGACUAGUGCAAUAAAUACUUGAAAACAUUA